CAUCACAGAAGUGCGCGGGUGUUCGGUGGCCGCCACACGCUCGUCGCGUGCUCCCCCCCCCCCCCACCCCCACCCCCCACCCACACCCACCCACACACACACCAGCGGAUCAAGAUCCACCCAAGCGGAGAUAGGGCAAGCAAGGACUGCUUCUUUAGAUGUGAAUUCAUUACAGGAACCAGAAUCUUGGAAUGGUGGCUGAUGCGGAGAGCUCAGAUUCAAUGGCUGGCAGCUCAAGGUCUGCUGCCGAAAAGCACGUUGACAGGUGUCUUGACAAAAGAGCCCAGGAAAAGGCUCCAAAGAAAAAUCAUAAAGCUGAGCGAGAGAAACUUAAGCGUGAUCAGUUGAAUGACCUUUUUGUUGAGCUCAGCAGUAUGCUAGAUCAUGAUCGACAAAAUAGUGGAAAAGCUACAGUAUUGGGUGAUGCUGCGCGAGUACUACGAGAUUUAAUUACUCAAGUUGAAUCUCUUAGAAAGGAGCAAUCUACCCUUCUAACUGAGUGCCAAUAUGUCGGUUCAGAGAAGACCGAGCUGCAAGAUGAGAAUACUACACUCAAAGCCCAGAUAAUAGAACUGCAGAACGAGCUUGGUGCAAGGAUCAGAAAAAAUAACCUGAAUUUAAGCAGCCUUGGGGUGUCACAUCCAAUAGGGAGCAGCUGCACUGCUAAUUUAGCAACUCACCCAACGCGGCAUGAUAUAUGGAGCAAUACUUCUAAUGUAAGCACCAUGCGCAUGGUGCCCCCAACAAACACACUACCUCCAGUGCAGAAUCAGCAGCAUCACUCUGUUGUUUCUGGUCAGGUUGCAUCACGGCCUCAGGAGCUCCAGCUCUUCCCGGGGACAACAGCAUCCUCGGACCGAGAAUGUUCCGGAUAUAGAAGCAACCCAGCUACUUCUUCGAGCCUUGCGGAUUCCUUGCCUGGACAGCUUCGCCUCAGCCUUCCACCAACAUCACAAGAAGAAAGCAGCAGCAGCGGUGCAUCCGGAAAUUCUCCCUCUGUCAACUAAUAUUAAAGCGUUUAGAUUAUUAAAAUAGUGUUCUAAAUGCUCUUAUAUUAGUUUACGGAGGGAGUAGAAAAGAAGGAGAAACCGGUUCGCCAAUUGAGGGGUUACAAAUCAGUUCUUGGUGAUAACAGCUCUCCUGUAAAUACCAACAAACUACUCACCUUACUGAUAAAAAAAAAAACAAGCUACUCACCUUACCGAUCCAAACCUACUAGUUGCUCUAUAUGUUUAAAUAACUUUACAAUUCUGUUUUGAUAUAAUUUUGCUGCAGGCUAAUCAUAUUUGCAAUAUAGAACCCACUAGUUUAUGAUAAUAUAUUCGCCAAGGUUUUCAUUUG
Molecule: messenger RNA, 1341 nt
Organism: Hordeum vulgare subsp. vulgare (domesticated barley)
Lineage: Eukaryota; Viridiplantae; Streptophyta; Magnoliopsida; Poales; Poaceae
Product: transcription factor BHLH062-like
Exons: 5
Coding region: 192-1007 (271 amino acids)
Molecular function (GO): protein dimerization activity
Source: RefSeq, a predicted model, not a curated record